AUGGACGAAGAGCAGGAAAAGUACCUUGAAGAAUCAGUCGCAGUCGUUAAACAAGAAGCUUUUCAGCUGCAAAAAGCUUUAGACUCUUCUAACAUGCAAGAAGUCCUUAAGCAUGCAUCAAUCAUGAUAUCUGAGCUUCGUACCUCUCUGCUCUCUCCAAAAGCUUACUAUGAGCUCUAUAUGCAAGUUUUCGAUCAAAUGAGCCGCCUUGAGUCUUAUUUCAUGGAAGAGCACCGCAGGACUGGCAAAAUUUCAGAGCUCUAUGAAAAAGUUCAGCAUACAACUAAUAUUCUGCCAAGACUAUAUCUCCUAGUCGCAGCUGGGUCGGUUUAUACUAUAAAGUUAAACUUUUUUCAUAAAAAUAAUAUGGAUUUUCAUAUAAAAUAAUUGUUUAUUAUAUAUUUUUAAGUAAAAUCAAUAUUAAAAAGAAUAUAUUAAAACACGCGAGCUCACAGCUAAAGACGUCCUAAAAGAUUUGAUAGAAAUGACCAAAGGAGUCCAACACCCUAUGAGAGGGCUAUUUUUAAGGUAUUAUCUCAAUAAAGUGUGCAAGGACAAACUGCCUGAUAAAGGCUCAGAGUAUGAAGAUUCUGGAGAUGUUACAGACUCAGUUGAUUUUCUACUGCAAAAUUUGUCUGAGAUGAACAGACUUUGGGUAAGAAUGCAACAUACUGGAAGUGUAAGGGACAAAACAAAGAGAGAAAAAGAAAGAAGUGAUUUGAAAGUCACUGUAGGAGAAAAUAUUGUUAGACUUUCCAACUUACUGGAAAAUAUAUAUAAAAUUUCCUAUUUAAAUAAGGAAAUUAUUAUUUUUAUCAUAAAAUAAAUUGCAUACCAACUUACAAGGAGUCAAUUUAGAACUCUACCAGUCUGUUGUUUUACCACGAAUCAUUGAAAUUGUAACCUCCAGCAAAGACGCCAUUUCACAGCAAUAUCUCAUGGACUGCAUUAUUCAAGCUUUCCCAGACGAUUAUCACCUGCAUACUCUUGAACCUUUGCUUGAAGCCUGCACCCAACUGCAGCCAGCAGUCGAAAUCAAAGGGAUUUUCAUCAAUCUUCUUACCAGGAUUUCUGACUUCGCCAAAGAAUCCGACUUAGAAAUCGUCCAAAGGGUCAACAUUUUUGAGCUGAUUAAAAAUUAUAUCGACAAAAUCAUCCAAGAGCAAAGCAACCCAGCCGACACUGCAAAAUUCUUAGAGCUCAACGCUGCAUUUUUGCGUCUUUCCUUAAAAUGUUACCCAGACAAUAUCUUAAACUUAAACUUAAACUUACAGGUUGGCGUCUGCCAUAUUGGUUACGCAGUCACCAAGGACCCUCCCAUACGGGUGGUUCAUCCGCUUUGCGCCGUCUUCUGCUUCACCUUGCUUGAAUUGGAGCAAUGGUUCGCUGGGCAAGUCUUCAGCUCUGACACUAACUUUCUUCUCCUUCAGCGCCUGAUGCCAUGGCAUUUCUGAAGUGAGACUCUGCUUCGACGUCUCCUCCUCCCUUUCGGUCCAAUGUUGAGUGGGCGGACUAUGGACUUCUGCGGCUGCUGCAUGUGUUACAAGGUUGCAAAAAUUCCAAAAAAAUGGAAUUUCUGUUCGACCUUUCGGCAAAAGGAAAAAUCUGGAUUCCGGGACGUAACGCCCGGUUUCACGCUAGGCAGUUGCCCGAUUGAUCUGGGUAUUACCUGCAGACCUUGCUGGGCUUGCCCUUUCCAAAUCCAAACCCUCCUUUCCCUUGAGGUAAAACCCAACCUUGAAAUUGGACUGAGGGCUAGGCUCUGUACAUUACCAGAGUUGCUUACCUAGCACUGCUGUCCAUUUCUGGAUUGGUAAAAUCUUGCCGGAUAUAAAUAAAAUAUAAGUCGAGUAUGCAUGGCCUCCAGCCAUGCCCAGACGAAGACGCCAUAUUUUAUUUAUACCCAGACAAUAUCAAUUAUGUCAAUAUGAUAUUGGACUCCUGCAUUACCCUAAUAGAAAAAAAUCAAUCUGAUGGCAGACUUGACCAAGAAUCCUUAAAAUGUAUAGUGAAACUACUGACCCAUCCUUUAGAGUCUCUAUCAAUUGCAAUCCUCUCUAUGAGUAAUUAUCCAAAAUUAAUGAGCUAUCUGCAGUUCCAGGCACGAAAACAAGUCUCCUUCAAAAUAGUCCAAUCUAUUGUGGCCAAUAAAGUGGAGCUUAGUGAUGCUGAUACUAUUGAAAAAUUAAUUACGUAUAUUUCCUCAUUAUUGGUAGAUGCUAAAGAUACUACAGAAUCUGAAGCUUAUGAAUUUGAAGACGAGCAGCAAGGAGUCGCCAAAAUUAUUUCUAUGAUCAGAGGCCCAGAUGUAAAAACCCAAUUCCAUUUGCUUCAUAUUUUUAGGUCAAAAUUGUCACAAGGAGGGAAUAGGAGAAUUAAAUACACUUACCCAGCUUUGCUUUUUAAAUAUAUCAAAUUAGUCCCUAAUCUUGAUCGGCUCAUGAUUUUUGUUUUGGAUUUUUAUAAUUAAAUGGGAUUUUUUCAAAAUUUUUUAAAAUUUCAAUUGUUUUCCAGAUCUAAUAAUAAAAAAUUUCUAUGUGUUGUCAAAAAAAAUUUAUUCAGAAACCAUCUUGAUAGCGGAGACUCAGAAAUUACUUUUCAUCACAUUUUGAAGAUUUUAUUACAAAUCGUUAAUAAAGUUAUAGAAGUCAGUCCUGAGCUCGGGCUUAAGCUAAGCUUGCAGUGUGCGUUGUGUAUUCAUAAUCAUGACCCUGAAAAAACACAUGAAGAAAUUGCUUAUGAAUUUAUUUCUCAAGCUUUGAUUUUGUACCAAGAUGAACUGUCAGAUGCAGACGUAAAGGCCAACGCUAUUACAAUUGCCCUGUCAACAUUAGCGUAUGUGAACUGUUUUGAAGAAGAAAACUCAGAGACACUAGUCCAUAAUACAGCACAAUAUGCUCAUAAGCAGCCUACAAAGACUGGAGAAAUCCGUGGUGCUUUGCAAGCUACAGAUCUAUUUUGGACUGAGUCAAUAAGAAAUGACCAAAGAGUCCUCCAUUAUCUUAAAAAGGCUGAAAAAUGUGCAGAACAUCUGGGAACGACCAAUGAACAGCUUAUGCUUCUUAUUGACACUUUGAAUAAAUAUGUUGGUUUUCUACUGAAGGACGUCCCUAGCAUUGAAUUUGAUGCAAUAAAUAGCUUGAUUUCUGAGAUCAACAGUGGGGUCAAAAAAUUAGGAAGUGAAAUAAGCCAAGACGUUAAAGUUUAUUUAGCGAAUACAAAUAAAUAUAUUCGGACUAGGCAAGAUGAAGGAAAAUUAAAAGGAAUAAAACUCUAG
This is a messenger RNA of Blepharisma stoltei, 3277 nucleotides long. The record is from the annotation of a GenBank genome assembly. Lineage: Eukaryota; Ciliophora; Heterotrichea; Heterotrichida; Blepharismidae.